Molecule: messenger RNA, 2857 nt
Organism: Osmia bicornis bicornis
Lineage: Eukaryota; Metazoa; Arthropoda; Insecta; Hymenoptera; Megachilidae
Gene: rau
Exons: 6
Coding region: 419-1546 (375 amino acids)
Biological process (GO): signal transduction; positive regulation of epidermal growth factor receptor signaling pathway; positive regulation of fibroblast growth factor receptor signaling pathway
Source: RefSeq, a predicted model, not a curated record
CGUACCCUUCAGUCGUAGCGCAGCUCUCGUGGCGAGCACUCGCGUCCUCUCGGUGAUUUCAAUUCUCGUCGAGACGUGUCUUUUGAAAACCGCGCGACACCAUCGUCCUCUAUUAACAAUUUAAUUUGAUAAAUAGAGCUCGAAAGGAAUUGGACUUUUUAAUUAAAUUCUUUCAACCGGACAAUCCACGCGAAGUGCACAUUAGAAACGAGAAGUGAUUGUUGAAUGUGUUGUUGAUUAUUAGACAAUCUUUCUUUUGGGACAGUUUUCUGGUAAAGUGAAGAGUGCAAUCGGAUGCCAGUCAAUGCCACUUGUUCGCCAAGCGUAAACAUGAUUCCCGCGCAUUGACGUACGCAACGGACCGCGCGAGUGUGGACUGCACUCAGCUGUGAAUUGGUUAAAGUGACACUGAAGAGGCAUGCUGAAGCACGUGUCGGUCUCGCCGUGGAGAGGGCGAGCGGACAGCGUGAGUCUCGCUUCUAGCGGGGGUGCGAGUAGCUGCGGAAGCGGAAGUCCUACCCCUGGUCACACACCACCGCCCUCGAGAGCAUCCUCCUGUGCCUCCCUUGCACCUUUAACUGCCCUUUCGAGCUUCUCCCCAGCCGAUGCCGCUCCACAACAGACAACCAUAAAGGUGUACGCGAAUUGCUUACGGCCGGACAUCGAGUACAAGACCCUGAGCAUCACCUAUGAGACAACUUGUCGCGAGGUGGUGCAGAAUCUAUUGAACAAGUAUCGUAUGAAGCAUCGCGACCCUAGGCUGUUCUAUCUGACCAUGGAGGUGACUGUGAGAAGACCAAACGUAAGGACUGUCCUGCCUUUGGACGAGGAUGCCAGGCCUGCUGUUUUGCAAUCGUGUCAUCCUCGCGGUGAUUCCAGAUUCUCCUUGCAGACACGUCGUGGAGGGCUUGUCAAAAUAUACGACAGCGCACUCAUGUCCGGAUCGAAAUACAAGAGCCUAUUGGUCUCGGAACAGACCACCGUAGACGAGCUGAUUCAGAUGCUGUUGAGCUGCUACAGCUCGAAGGAACGUGUCGAGCAGUUUUCUCUCUACGAGGUCUGCGAAGGCGAAGAGUACCAAAGAAAAUUGCAUCCUGACGAUUCGCCCCUGAAGGUCACGCAACGAUGGACAAGCGCUGAUCGCCAUCUUCGCAUAAGGCGCAAUCCCGAUUACAAUCCGCACAGGAGAAAAAGUAUGUGGGCGUCGGACUCGAGCAUCAGCAUGGCGAUGUCAAGACUGAACCUGCACGCCGGCCAUCAAGCCCACUACAACCAUCAGCCCAACGACAACAACAAUCAUCUGCCUUUGUACAAGGAUCCUACCUCGAUCAACAACAAUAAUAUUCACAAGUUGGAUCAGCAUCAUCUGUCGUUGAGCUGUUUGAACCAACAACCGAGGAUCGUGGUGCCCCAUACAACGCAGCUGCCCCAGUUACAAGUUCCAAGGGUGCAACAACUGCCCCAAAGUGUCCCAUCGACCCCGAUCUCAUCGAAGCAUAUCACCGCAACCUCGUACGCGGACUACGAGAAUUAUUUGUUCAUAUAAACUUAUAUAAACGAUUUGCGUUACAGAUGGCUGCCGUUUGGAUGGCGGAAGUUUGCACGAACAGAUUCUUCAGUGUUUUGAUCGAUUGCUUCGCGAGUUGUUUUGGAUGGGAUUGAGGUGAUUGAUCGCAGCGUUGAACUCACUUGUCAGUAUUUGUUUGAACACUGAGAGAUUCAUUCUCGUAGAGGGUUUGAAGAAGUUUGAUGAAAUUAUACUGGAGUGUGUGUCCAUAUGACGUUUUGGAGGGAUGUUGAUGUGUUUCCGAUAGAUUUGAGAGGAUAGGGGUAGAAGGGCACAGGUUCGUGUCUUCGCUUUCUUACGUUGAUAACGCAGAACAAAGAGAAUUAAUGAUUAUAGUCAGUAGGGAGAAGAAUUGUACCAAAGGUAGACGUACGAAGCGCUAGUUAUAUAGUGUAUUCAAUCGUAUAUGUGUAAAUGUUUUUUGUUUAAAUAUUCUAGAGACUAAUUUUCAUCUAUAUAAAUGUAGGUGUGAAUUGGGUUCACAGAUUUAAUUCCUUCGAGACUUAUUUGAACAUUGUUCGAUUUUCGAUUUUGAUAUGCAACGAAGAGUAUCAAUAAAAAAUAUUUAUACAUUUCUAAUAGGGAAUAAACGUCGCUCGAAAUAAUCUCGUAGGUUUAAAAUCGUGUAUUUAUAUCCUUCGAAUUGCAUUUAUCACGAGAACGUCGCUAAUUAUGGACUCUAUUAUUUAUUUAUAAUAACUGUAAGGUGUCUAUGAGCGCGAGGCUGGAAUUUUAACUUAUUAUCCGAAUCCUGGACUGUAUAUUUUAUCGUGCAAUCCGAUUAAGCGGGGUUCAAGUAUAUUUGUUGUAAAUAGGAUCAGUCGAAUAAUUUUAACAAUUGUCGCUAUGAACAAUUGUGAUUCUGCUAUCUACUUUAUCCUGUAUGCAUGUCGUUCCUUUCGAUAGCACAAGGUUAAUCAGUUUAACUGCUUUAAUUUUAACGAAACUGGCAUUUAAAGACAAACACGUACUAUCAACGUUAUAGCUUUUUGUAAAUAGACGAAUGAUUAUUUUCUUCUCUAUCAUCAUUCAAGUUUUCAUUGCCAAAGAAUCGCUAUAUGAAAUCUCGUCGAGUUGAACCGUGCUGCAAAAACGUACACAUUAUUUUUCUAUUUUUAAUUAUGCAAAGCUUAAUCUUUAAGAAGGUUGAUUAUGCGAAAGUUAACAACUGCAACAGUACAAUGAAUCUUGUAUUAUCUCGAACGAUACAAUUAUCGUAGAGUGUAAAUAAUCUCUAUUGUAACGUCGUUUUAUAAUUCACUGAAGAUAAAAUGGAUCGUUUCACGUGUA